CCAUACAGUAGAGAAUUAACCUCGUUCCCUGUCUGUUUCUUUUAGGAAAUUGUCUUAGUGGUGUUCUUUGGAACAGAGUAUGUGGUUCGGUUAUGGUCAGCAGGAUGCCGCAGUAAAUAUGUUGGGAUAUGGGGAAGGCUUCGUUUUGCUAGGAAGCCUAUUUCAAUCAUUGAUUUAAUUGUAGUUGUUGCUUCCAUGAUAGUUCUUUGUGUGGGCUCUAAAGGUCAAGUCUUUGCAACCUCAGCUAUCAGGGGCAUCCGAUUUCUGCAGAUUUUACGAAUGCUGCAUGUCGACCGUCAGGGAGGUACCUGGAGGCUGCUGGGAUCAGUAGUGUUCAUACACAGACAGGAACUGAUAACUACACUCUACAUUGGAUUUCUGGGCCUGAUUUUUUCCUCUUAUUUUGUGUACCUGGCUGAAAAAGAUGCUGUAAAUGAUUCUGGAGAAACAGAGUUUGGCAGCUAUGCAGAUGCCCUGUGGUGGGGAGUAGUGACUGUUACAACUAUUGGCUAUGGUGAUAAAGUGCCUCAGACCUGGAUAGGAAAGACAAUUGCAUCUUGUUUUUCAGUAUUUGCAAUUUCAUUUUUUGCACUGCCUGCGGGAAUUCUUGGUUCAGGCUUUGCCCUGAAGGUGCAACAGAAACAAAGACAGAAACAUUUCAACCGUCAGAUUCCAGCUGCUGCCUCUCUCAUACAGACUGCGUGGAGAUGUUAUGCAGCAGAAAACCCAGACUCUUCUACAUGGAAAAUAUACAUUCGAAAACCUGCCAGAAAUUAUCACUUGCUGUCACCCAGUCCAAAGCCGAAGAAAUCUGUGAUG
Molecule: messenger RNA, 819 nt
Organism: Antrostomus carolinensis (chuck-will's-widow)
Lineage: Eukaryota; Metazoa; Chordata; Aves; Caprimulgiformes; Caprimulgidae
Product: potassium voltage-gated channel subfamily KQT member 1
Exons: 7
Biological process (GO): potassium ion transmembrane transport
Cellular component (GO): membrane; voltage-gated potassium channel complex
Molecular function (GO): voltage-gated potassium channel activity
Source: RefSeq, a predicted model, not a curated record